AUGGGGUCGGACAAUUCCCGAUCCCUUAUCGUGUGCAGCCGACGGGCUCGUAUCUAUGCGACGGCUGCAGCGGCUUAUCGCACGGAUGGUCCCCAGCCAGUGACAGCCAGUGACAGCCAACAUCCAGCCCUCUUUAAACCCUCAUCAUGCCACUCCACCGCUCUCGACAAGGAAAAGCUGGCCGCCGUCGAAUAUGGCCUUGGCGAAUUGUACGAUGAUUCGGCACUGUUGCGUCGGAUUGACUGGCGCAUUCUACCAACCAUGUUUUUGACAUACUUUCUACAGUUUCUGGACAAGGUGGCUUUAAAUCAUCAAUAUGCCAACGUAAUGGGAAUGCAAGACGAUCUCGGGAUGAAAGGCAAUGACUUCUCCUGGCUCGCCACAGGGUUCUUCAUUGCUUAUGCCGUGGCUGAAAUCUCCCAGGGGUUCUUGCUACAACGAUACCCUAUCACCAAGGUCCUCGGAUUCAAUAUCUUCUGCUGGGGAGUGAUCCUCUGCUGCUCUGCUGUGGCCCAGAAUUUCGCAGGCAUGAUGUCCCUGCGAGUGAUUCUCGGGGUGCUCGAGGCGGUGAUUACUCCAGCCCUAACCAUGUACACGAGCAUGUGGUACACCCGAACCGAGCCCACCCCUCGAUACGGCCUCUGGUACAGUGGCCUAGGCACCGGACAGAUCAUCGGCGGGUUGAUCUCCUUUGCCGCACAACAUGCCCCCUCCACAUUGCCCUUCCACGGCUGGCGGAUCAUGUUCGUGGUCAUCGGAGCAGCCAACAUCCUCGCCGCCCUCCUAGUCUUGUUCCUCCUACCCACCACCCCAACUACAGCUACAUUCCUAACCUCCCACGACAAGAACCGGAUCACACAGCGACUCCAACAAACCAGCCCGGCUGCCCUACUUAACAUGCCCUCAGGAGUGGUCAGUAUUGUGGUCACCAUGGGAUCCACCUUUGCUAUCGCCCGGGGAUACUCGCGCUGGCUGGCUAUUGAUCUCCUCUUGAUCCCUACCUUGCUUGGUGCCUGUCUGAUGUCUUUUCUACCGGAAAAUAACCAGGCAGGUUGUUUGGUGGGGAUAUAUCUCGUGAAUACGACCGUCGCCCCAUUAGCUCUAAUCUUCGCAUGGACUGAUGCAAACUACAAGAGUUAUUCUAUGAAGGUAGCCGGAAGCACCCUCGUCUCUGCCGGUUUCAGCAUCGCCAAUAUCAUCGGGCCGCAGACUUUCCAGGCUCGUGAUGCUCCGGGGUAUCUCCCUGCUAAAAUCACCAUCGUGGCCGUUAAUGCUGGGGCGAUUGUUGUUUCGACUAUGCUGCGGGUGGUGUAUGGUUAUCGGAAUGCGCGGGUAGAUGGUAGGAGCUUAGAGGAACGGCUGGGGAGUGGGAGUGAGAACCAGGGGAGUGAUUUCCGUUAUGUGUACUAG
This is a messenger RNA of Aspergillus sclerotioniger CBS 115572, 1410 nucleotides long. RefSeq names its product MFS general substrate transporter. The transcript is spliced from 9 exons. Gene Ontology annotation, molecular function: transmembrane transporter activity. Gene Ontology annotation, biological process: transmembrane transport. NCBI's taxonomy places the organism in Eukaryota, Fungi, Ascomycota, Eurotiomycetes, Eurotiales, Aspergillaceae. The coding region runs from base 1 to 1410 and encodes 469 amino acids. The record is from RefSeq and is a predicted model, not a curated record. Gene Ontology annotation, cellular component: membrane.